AUGUCGUCAAUGCGAUAUUUAUUAGUGCUAAUAAUCCUAUUGGAUAUUCUUGCAUCCAAUCACGCCACGGUCAAGAGGAAGAGGAAGAAGAUUAAGAAAAAUAAAAUUAAAGAUCUAAACGAUGAAAAAGAUGACGGUCUGUCCUUGACAUUGCUAUUUUCUGAGAAUUUGAUUGGAGGAGCGGAAGAAGACGAGGACCAAUCGGAUGAUCACAAUGCGGACUCGGACAAACCGGAAGACCUUGAGGAUCUGAACAAGGCCAGAUUUGUGGUGGUUGACCCAAAUGGUAAAGAUGAAACUAGUGGUGGUGGUACUCUUGGUAAUGGUGACGAUGAUAAUCGUGGUAAUGAUGAUGGUCAGGGUAAGAAUGAUGAUGGUGAUGUUGAUGGUGGCCAUGGUCAUUUCAAUGGAAACUCUCAAGCCUAUGAUCAUCAAGGUAACGCCAGUCUUGCUGCUGCUGCUGCUGAUGAUGAUGAUGAUGAUGAUAAUAAUAAUAGUAAAAAACAUAAUUAUAACAAUGAUAAUAAUAAUAUUGAUCGCCAUCAUCAUCAUCAUAAAAAUAACGAUAGAAUAAACAAAGAACCAAACAACUGCGGGCUAGCCAACAAAGAACCAAACAACAAAGAACCAAACAACAAAGAACCAAACAACAAAGAACAAAACGGUGACGUAAUUGACUACAACAACAACAACAACGACAACAACAACAACCACGAUAAUUAUGAAUAUGUUUAUGAAGAUUAUUAUUAUGAUGACGAAAAUGAGAACAAAGAAACUUUAGAGAAGAAUUUUAACAUUCUCAUUUCAGCCUCAUACAAUCUGGAGAAUAAAAAGCACACACACUUGCUUGAUGACGCCGUGAGUAAAAAAAAUGAUAAAAUGAAAAGUAAUAAAAAAAGUGGCAAUGAACAUAGUGAUAAACUAUAUGGAGCCGCUGAAGCUCAAAGAACCAAUCAAAUACUACUCAUCGUCACGUGCUUGUUCACAUUCUUCAUAAUCUUACUCUGCAUCGUGUCGAUGGUAUUUCUAGUGAAGAUAAAGCUGAGCAGGAAAGCUUGGAAUAGCAGUUAG
Molecule: messenger RNA, 1071 nt
Organism: Helobdella robusta
Lineage: Eukaryota; Metazoa; Annelida; Clitellata; Rhynchobdellida; Glossiphoniidae
Exons: 3
Coding region: 1-1071 (356 amino acids)
Source: RefSeq, a predicted model, not a curated record